This is a messenger RNA of Cutaneotrichosporon cavernicola, 3333 nucleotides long. RefSeq lists its product as uncharacterized. Gene Ontology annotation, cellular component: centrosome; equatorial microtubule organizing center; spindle pole. The record is from RefSeq and is a predicted model, not a curated record. Lineage: Eukaryota; Fungi; Basidiomycota; Tremellomycetes; Trichosporonales; Trichosporonaceae. Gene Ontology annotation, biological process: microtubule nucleation; cytoplasmic microtubule organization; mitotic cell cycle. Gene Ontology annotation, molecular function: microtubule minus-end binding; gamma-tubulin binding. Bases 1 to 3333 code for a protein of 1110 amino acids. The transcript has 8 exons.
AUGGGGCUGUUCCCCCUCGGCCCGAACACGGCGCCGACAUUCACCCUUCCUCCGCUGGAGGAAGACGCGCCAGGUGCCGAGCGCCUACUCGGAACGUUGGGACGGAGGGUGCUGGCUGUCCCCGCCUUCUCCGUCCUCAAACCUGAGAUCCCAGAAGACACUGUUCUUCCCUCACUCCCUGAUAUCGGCGAGCUCGAUCUGAGUGUCGGGAACGGCAUCUUUCCCUCUCUCGAUGUCGGGGUAUACGGGGCUCCUCCGGAGGUGGAAGACGCUCAGCCAUCACCCACCGAGCUGCGGAAGGGAGUUGAGGAGUGGAGCGCAGCCGCGGACUCCAUUGCUGGGCCCUCGAGGUCACAACCACUUACAUGGGACGGCACAGCUGCGCGCCUCCUCUCUGAAUCCACUAUUUUCGAGGCCUUUCUCGUCACCUCCGAGCCGCCCCUCGCUCUCCCGAAGAUACGUACGCCCGCAACAUCAGUGCCAGCACCGGGGCGUUCUGUUCUUGAUCUCCUCAUGCGCGCGACGCUUGGUACCGCGCUGAGCGGCACAGUGCGCUGGUCGACCCGCCGUGGCGGGUUCGUGUACUCUGAUACAGGGCCGAGGCCAGCAGGCCUCGAGCGGCGCACAGCUGAGAGAGUGAUGGACGAGUUUCUUGCCAUCGGGACCGCUGUCCGGCGCCUCGAGAUCAUCGUGUCGGAGCACAGCUCAACACCACUCACUCCCACGCAUCACGCCCUUUUCUACACUCUCUCCACUAUCUUGACCUAUGUCAAGGACCGGCUCGCCGCCGGAGUUGAGGCUACGUUUCAAGAGAUUGACCCGAGUGCGCCAUGGCUGCGACGCGACGCGGCUUUGGCUGGCACUCGUGAGCUCACAGCUACACUGUGCGAGGUUAUGUGCUGGCCCAUCGACACGGUCAAACCGAUCGGUCUUCCAGCGCGGCCCGCUUCCGUACUCACACACCUACACGCACACCUUGUUGCACAUAUCUCCACCGCCACCACUGAGCAGCAGCGCAGCUAUGUCGUUCUCUCACUAGCUUACCUUCUCUCACACGCUUCGAAGCCGUUCCUUGACCUCUUGCACCAAUGGAUUGGGCUAGAGGACGACUCGCGCACGGAGGAGUGCGAAGACCCAGAGGCGCAACCGUGGGUCGACCUGGGCAUCACGCGCAAGGCCCUUCCUCCCACUGAUGGGUACGGUGUACGAUGGGAGUACACCUUCUCUGCCCGUCGCAUGCCUGCGUUCGUGCCCCGCGACGACCGGCGUGCGCUGUUUGAAGCGGGUCGCAGCCUGCGCGCGUUGCGGGAAGCGUCAAAGGGUCUCCAUCCGCUAUGCUCGACCGACUGGCCAAUCCGCGCGUCGUGGGGCUGGGGCCGCGUUGACGAUCCGCCUAACGAUUUGCGUUCACACGCUCGCCGCGUGCAGCGCGAGAUCGAUUAUUGGCGGGGUGCCUCGGCGCUCCGAGCUCGCACGAUCUCGGCAUCCUCGAUCGGAAGUCUCCAUUCUCGGCGCCGCACGGUGUACACACCAACACCACCUUCCUCCCAUGAUCCAAGUGCCCCAUCGUCACCAUCCAAGUCCACUACUGGCAAAGACAAGGACGCCGACUUUUGGGCCGUGUUUAACCUCCCUCCAGGUGGCCACAUGGGAUCCAAGAACUCUGCCUCAUUGUGGGUCCCAGCACCACUCGAUGAGCUCGACGCGUUCGUCCAGCGCCACUCCGGCCUGGAUGAGCCUCUGCUCCCAAGUGACUCGCCCACUCUCGAACUAUACAUUUCGUCACACCUCCUAGCGCCUUUAUUAGCCCACGCGGCCUUGAUCUCACGCUCUCUCGUCUCCCUCUACAUCGACGACCUGCACUUCCUGGAUCACCUCGAUGUUCUCAAGGCGUUCUGGCUUGGCGGUGAUGCCGGGUUCUCGAAACGGGUAGGUGCGGCUCUCUUCGGCAAGGACCAAGCCGGGGCUGGAGGCGCAUUAGGAUUGGGACGCCGUGCUCGUACUCGCGCUCGAUUGGGACUAGAUGGUGGAGGUUCUGACUCAUCUCAAAGCAGCUGGGGAGUUGGCCUCGGGCUCGGCCUUAGCGAUCGCACGAAGUGGCCCCCGGGUGGCUCUGAGCUCGCGUACGCCCUGCGCACGGCGCUGCUUGAUGACGAGAUCGCCGACCUGUGCAACAAGGGACCAGUUUGGGAGAACCUCGAGGAUCGCGUCUCGUUCGCCGUUCGCUCCCUGCCUGACGAAACCGAGGGCGGGCGACGAGCUCGCUGGCUCAAUCCACAGGCCAUUGAAGCACUUGACUUUCUCUAUUUGGUUUACUCGCCGCCGACCGCGAUUGCCACGCUGCUCCCGACCAACAUCAUGGACAAGUACCAGCGAAUACACAACUUCCUGCUGCGGCUGUCGCGUGUUGACGCUGUCCUGCGGCUGCUGUACUUCUCCGUACUUCGACCCUCUCCCCCACCAGACGCCUCCCCACUGAAGACAGGUGCGGAUGCCACGUACACCCGGAUGUCAUCGCAAGUUAGGUUACCAACUAGAGCGCAGCAUGGACCCUUCCCCGCUGGCUCUGAAGCGGAGAAGACGGCGCUGUUCCUCCGCUACGAGAUGUCGUGGUUCGUUUCGUCUUUGAGCCGCUACGUGCUCGAUACGGCUGUCGGACACAACUGGGACGUGAUGCGUCAGCGGCUGGACAAGCUGCGCCGUCGAGGGGCCAUGGUCACGGGCACCGACUCGCGUCCGAUAACGCCUGGGGCAGAGUAUGACGACGACUACGAGGACCUUGACUUUGAGCUCGAUGAGGCAGGCGGCGACGCCGAGGACGAGGGCAUCGCCCAACUUGGCUCCUUGUCACAGCUGCAGUCGGCGCACUCUCUUGUACUGUAUCACAACAUCAUCCUGAACCGCGUCCUUCGCGCAUGUUUGCUGAGUGACAAACCUGGGCAUCAAGUCACGCUCAAGAUUCUCAUGGCGCUGCUGUCCCUCAUCCUCGAUCUGGCAAAGACAGUUGCCGAAGUCGAACGGGGAGCAAUGGCCGUGGCCAACGCCGCGAUUCGCGUGUCGACGAUCCGACAGGACUGGUCUGACAAGAAGGCUGUCUUCCUGCACGCGUUGGAACGACUCUCCCUGCGCACGAGUACGACGCAAUCCCUUGAUCGGCAGACAGAGAAGACCUCUGAAGAGGCCGAUCUCCAACUCCUGCUCGACGGAGAGGGUGACGAUAGGGUGGAGUCACAACAUGCCGCGCCAGGCUCUGUUGAGCUGCAGGAGCUUCUGCUCCGGCUCAGGCUGGGUGAACCAGGCGCUCGGUCAGGACGUUGGCGUGAGGGACGGUGA